This is a messenger RNA of Styela clava, 3957 nucleotides long. RefSeq lists its product as uncharacterized. The record is from RefSeq and is a predicted model, not a curated record. Lineage: Eukaryota; Metazoa; Chordata; Ascidiacea; Stolidobranchia; Styelidae. Gene Ontology annotation, cellular component: plasma membrane. Gene Ontology annotation, molecular function: protein binding.
UCAGUUUUAGGACGUCUGUUUACUUUAAACAGUUUGUAUGAAACGAUGGUAUUGUUACUUCAGAAAGAGUUUUUCAUCCUAUUGCUGAUGUGUGCUCGUGUCACGCAACAGUAUUCUGAAAUUGGAUGGAGGUCUGACCCUUCCUGGAGAAGCGAACGGUUGCCUGGUGUUGGCAACUGUGUUAUUAUUUCCCGUAGUUCUCAAUCUAUUGACCACGGUCAUGUCCAUCACGAAGAACAUGUGGUGGACGGACACACUCAUGGUUUUGAUGACGGUCAUGGUCACUCUUUCCAUGGUGACCAUCCAAACGACGGGCACACUCAUGACGACGAGCACGGACACAUAUUUCAUGAUGAUGACCACACUUCCGAUGGGCACACCCAUGGCGACGAUAACCAUAAUCACGGCAAUGAUCAUGAUCACAAUGACGGAAUGUUUGACGAUCACAGCCAUGAUGACGAAAUAUACGAUGACCACCAUCACCACGAAGUCGAUGACGACCAUAGUCACGGAGACGACCACGACCACAACGACGGAAAAUAUGACAAUCACAGACAUGAUGACGACAUCCAAGAUGACCAUCACCACCAUGACGAUGCAGUCGAUGACGACCAUCACCAUCAUGAAAGCGAUGAUGACCAUAGUCACGGCGAUGAUCAUGAUCAUAAUGAUGAAAUCUAUGACGACCACAAUCACGAUGACGAUAUAGCGGAUGACCACCAUCACCACAACGACGACGAUGACCAUAGUCACGGCGAUGAUCAUGACCACAACGACGGAAGGGCUGACGACCACAGCCAUGACGAUAAUAUCGCAGAUGACCACCACCAUCACAACGAUACAGUCGAUGAUGACCAUCACCAUCAUAAAAACGGUGAUGACCAUAGUCACGGUGAUGAUCAUGAUCACAAUGACGGGAACUAUGAUGGCCAUAGCCAUGACGAUGACAUCAUGGACGAUCACCAUCAUCAUGCCGACGACGAUGACCACAGUCAUGGUGAUGACCAUGACCACGAUGAUGGCAAGUACGACGAUCACAGUCAUACAGAUGAUAUCAAAGACGACCACCAUCACCACAACGAUGGAAUCGAUGAUGACCACCAUCAUCACGACGACGAUGAUGACCACAGCCACGGCGAUGACCACAGUCACGACGAUAAUAUUGGAGAUGACCAUAGACACGACGACGGCAUAGACGAUGACCAUCAUCACCACGAUGAUACAGAUCUCCAUAGCCACAGCGAUGACAUAAGAGACGAUCAUAGCCAUGAUGACAGCAUAGACGAUGACCAUCACCACCAUGGCGACGAUGGGCAUUCCCACGAUGAAGAUGACCACAGCGACAAUGAUGAACACGGUGACCACGAUGAAGUAGAUUUGGCGCUAUUUCCAGGAAUGCAGAAAAUAUCAAUAUCUCACUACCCAGUACUUGUUUGCGAUGGUGGAAGAUACGACGAUAUGAAUUUUUCAGCUGUACCAUCUAGUAUUGGAGAUAUUAUUAUCAGGUGGGAUAAAACACCAACGUUUACAGUGAAACAGUUGUCUAAAUUUAAACACGUGACCAGCCUCCAUCUUCUCGGCGAAGGAAGUUUAUCAUUUAUCAACAACAACUUGGAUAGUGACUCGACUAAUACUAAUGGAUUCGUAACAAGUUUGAGAAUGCCUGAAGGAUCGAUCACAGCGGUUCCAACUUCAUUUCUUCGUAAGUUUACGGUUCUCAAAGAACUUUCAUUGGAGCGCAACUAUUUGAGCAGAAUCGAAAACGAGGCUUUUGCCGGAAUCUACACUUUAGAGGCGCUUUUCCUGAGUCACAAUCGACUGACGAGAUUGAACAUGGGUUGGUUAAUGAGCACUACAAGGUUGAAGGUUCUGGAUCUUCGAGGUACAACUAUCAACCAGGUACCUAUGGAACUCAGCAGAAUUGAAAACGCUCUGGAGUACGUAGAUAUGUCAGACAAUGCUAUCUCAUACAUCGACGCGUCGAGUUUCAGUGCUUGUCCGAAUUUGCGCAUGGUGAUGAUAAGCAAUAACAGAAUAACGAAGAUGGAUACAAACGCUUUUUUGGGAACAACCAAAUUACAAUAUCUUGAUUUGGCAGCCAAUCAACUAGAAACAAUAGAUGAUAACUCUUUCAAACACUUUGGCGAGGACGCUUUCACUGUCAAUUUAUGGCAGAAUGAAAUGAUUUGUGAUUGUAAUAUGGCAUGGCUCCCUGAAUGGAUACUCAAGAGGAAUUCUGUCGGUGUAUAUCCCGAUAUCAAGAUGCAAUGCGCAGCACCAGGCGUUAAUAAAGACAAAGUUUUCCACGGAAUGACAGCUUACGAUUUCACCUGUGAUAGAAGUGACGAAAUUACUUCAGAUGAUAAAAUGCCGUCGGAUACCAGUAGCAGCAAUUCCAAAACUUACAGACAAUUGAAAACAGAAUUUAACGAUGCAUGCCCCGAGAAAUGCAACUGCAAUUACGAUAAACAAAACAAUGGGCCCGACGAGUUUCCCGUAGUCGACUGUUCUGGAUCUGGGUAUACCUACAUACCGUCUGGUAUUUCUCCUUUGACGAAGAGUUUUGUUUUCCAAGAGAAUAAUUUGAAAACAUUGGAUCUUGGUGAUUUGUCAGCUCUGAAAGGACUCAGAUAUAUGAAUUUUGCAGGCAACUACAUUUCUGACAUCGUUUGCACGGCUUCAUCCUCGGACUGUAUAUUCGAUCGCAUGUCUUACUUUAACAUCAAUGGAAAUGAAUUGACGUAUAUCUCAGCAGAUAUGAUCAAAUACUUUCCAGCUUUACACAACUUUAGAUUUGGAUCAAAUCAAAUCACUUCCAUUCCAAAGAAUUUGCUUCGCGGGAAAAGCUAUUUACGAAAUAUUGAAUUGGGACCAAAUCCAAUUGUCAAUGGUAUUGAUGAGACCCUGUUUAACGGAUUAUCCAUUGAAAUCGUCAGAUUAAGUGGAUUAAAAUUGAAAAAAGUUCCUAAUUUUAUCAGAAAUCAAAGACAACUUCUCAAGCUUGACUUGAGUGACAAUCAAAUUACGACUAUAUAUCCCAACUCAUUUGAUGGGCUGAAUAAACUCCAAAAAUUAUGGUUACAAAACAAUGGACUCAUAGACAUUCCCGACGGUGUCUUGAGACAAAUGCCAAACCUGGUUGGAUUGUACUUGUCCGAGAAUAACCUGACAACUGUAAGAGAAGAGAUGCUUGACGGCGUGAGCGAGCGUUUGACAAUAAUGGAAUUAUAACCAAAAUCCUUUUAGAUGUGACUGUACAUGGCUUGGUUUAAGGACUAUGUAGUCCAGCAAAAGAUGGACGAACCAUUCACAGACAUAAGAUUUAUGUGUUCUGAACCAGCUCGAGUUCACGGGCUUCGUUCUGAUGAAAUGACAAUCAGUGACUUUGUCUGCUUAGAUGAAGAUGUGGAUUGGAAAGCUUGCGGUUUGUCUGACAAGAUCUACACCAACACCGAUAUGGCUACUGCAAUCAUCGUGACAAUCGUGGUCAUAUUAGUAAUUGUCGGACUUGUUUUGGCUUACGUGUUUUACUGUCGUAAACGUCCCGCCACCGUUCCCCACUUCAACAACACCGUCAACUUCAAUUCAAGUUCCAAUCCAAAUAGUGCAUUCGUGAAUUUAGAGGAAGAAAACAAAAUUUAGGACGAAGGAAUCAUAUUGAAGAGUUAUUAGUAAAAUAAAACAAUGGUGUACAACUAUCCGCCUCGAAAAGCUUAAAUAAUAACACGAUUGCAUACAUAUACUCAAAAAACAAAGUUAUUCAAUAUAUAUAGUCAAAUAAUUAAUUUGGAUAACAUGGUACUACAUAAAAAGAUUUAGUACAUUAUAUUUAGCGGCUUGCGCACUUCUGCCUCUCACCUUCUGUUUAAUUUCAUGUUUUCUUUCUCCGCAGUUUGCACAUUUAUAAUAAUACAUAACGGAAGAUUGCUUCGAACAUAUAAUAUAAUUAUAUUAUGA